GACUGGUCAGUGAGGAUGCGAUGGCGCUCAAUUGUUUCUUUGUGGAGUUCCUGCUGUACGUGGACGAGUUUGCUGGGAAGUGCAUUCUGUACGGCACUGUCCGUUUGAACGGAACAAAUCUUACCAUAGAAUUCCCCAGCUCCCAGUCCCCCUGCUACUUUGUGACGACCAUCUCCGUGUGCGUAACUGUAUACUGCCUCUCCCUCGCUCUUUACUGCUACUGUGUGGCCAAAGACAGCCAAAGGGGACACAUUUCGAUGUACGUGACACUUCUGGUUUCUGGGGUCUUCUCAUUCUUCCUGUUGGUGACUGGGUGUGUCCUAAGGUUUGGUAGGAAUCGCCUCUGCGAGUCUAUAAUCAGCCUGCCAGGUAUAACCAGGUGUGAGGAGGCACAGGACAAGCCUUGGUCCGCCCCGUACGUAGGGACGCGAUUCUUCUUCAAUCUGCUCGAUGCAGAGACAUCAGUGUGGGUGACCUUCUUCUCCUGGCUGGUGAUCUUCAUUGCAGUGGUUAUCCAGAGGUGCCUUGAUUCAGCGGUCACGGCCAGGGGAUACGUUCCCAGCGUGAGCCCCUCGCUGCCUGAGUUCACGCCCAGGGGAGAGGUCUCCAGCGUGAGCCCCCGGCUGCGUGAGUUCAGAGCCAGCCGCUCUGAGACUAAAUUCCUCCUCUCGGACCAGAACGGACACAGUUAUUAUCAUAGUGUUCAUGAAACUGUUAUUUAUAGAGAGUGA
Conger conger (European conger) is the source of this 731-nucleotide messenger RNA. Its product is annotated as transmembrane protein 179B-like. The record is from RefSeq and is a predicted model, not a curated record. Bases 21 to 731 code for a protein of 236 amino acids. NCBI's taxonomy places the organism in Eukaryota, Metazoa, Chordata, Actinopteri, Anguilliformes, Congridae. The transcript is spliced from 5 exons.